AUGUUCAACUUCAGCGUGCCCGUCCUGGCCGCUGCCGGCCUAACCAGCUCCGCAUCCGGGACUGCCCCUCCGGCCGGCUCCGGCUGCUCCGUCGUCCGCCCGGCCACGGCCCAGCACGGCCAGCUGAUGCUACUGCUGCAGGGCACAGCGCUGACCCCACAAGGCGUGCUGCAAGAUGCCCAGAUCCUCGUCGUUAACGGGACCAUUACCUCCAUUCGGCCGCCGCACGAGCAUAUGGACCUCUGGGACCUCGAGCAGGACGACGCCCUGGCCGUAAUCCGCUGCGGGCCCGACGCCGUCAUCAGCCCGGGCUUCAUCAACACCCACGAGCACAUCGAGUUCAGUACCGUCCGGCCCCUCGCAGACAUUGGCGAGCGCGUUGACCACCGCCACGACUGGCGCGUCGGCCUGCGCGGCCACACCGCCCGCCCGGCCCCCGUCAACGAGACGGCUGGCACCGCAGAGGACGCCACGCGCUGGGGCGAGCUGCGGCACCUGCUCUCCGGCACCACCAGCAUCGUCGGAGGCCAGAUGGUCCCCGGCCUCGUCCGCAACCUCGAUUAUGCCGACGGCCUCGAGGAGCCGCUCUGGUCAUGGCUGCGCGGCAGCGGCGAGAGCGGCCAGCCGGAUGCCAGCCGGGUCAACGCCGCCGCCGAGGACCUGGCUUUGGCAGAGCAGGUUGCCACCUGGGACGUCUUUCCACUCGGAGAUGCCAAGGGCAUUAUCCGGGCGGGCGACUGUGACUAUGGAGUGGGCAUGAUUGACGGUCCGUCUGUGGCCAGGAUGCACCGGUACCUCGCGCACGUGGCCGAGGGUGUCGACGACGCUGCCCUCAACGAGUUCCGCUGCCUUUCGGAAGAAGGCUAUGACACCACCCCAUUGUCUCCGGACAACCCUCCUCCUCCUCCUCCUCCUCCUCUCGCCACGAACCAGAGCAGAGCCCUCCCCGCCGACAUGGCCAAACUCAACGAGAGCACCGUCCAGCUCCCCGGCCACCUGAAGCCCCCGCGGCCCGUGGCUCCUGUGCCAGGGCUAUCCACCGACAUCCUGGGCCCAAACAUCGGGCUCGUCCACGCCCUGGGCGUGCCAGUCUCCGAGUACCCCCUCCUCGCAGCAAGAGGCGCGUCCGUGGUCUGGUCCCCGCGCAGCAACGUGUUCCUGUACGGCAAGACACUCGACAUACACGCGCUUCUCGACGCCGGGGUCAACGUCGCGCUGGGCACGGACUGGCUGCCCUCGGGGUCGGCGAGCAUGUCGAGGGAAGCGGCUUGCGCUCGCGAUGUCACAGCUGCUGCUGCUGCUGCUGCAGCCAUGACGCCCGGAUCAGGGGGCCGUGGGCAGGGUCCAUUGUCAGCCCGUACGAUCUGGGAGAUGAUGACGACCAAUGCCGCGCAGGUCGCCGGCGUGAGCGGCAAGCUUGGUGCCAUCCAAGUCGGCGCCGCGGCAGAUAUCAUCGUCGUGUCAAGACCUUACCCCUCUUCUUCCCCUUUGCAAACAUGCGCCCUGAAAACUGGCGACGACGGCGCCCAGACCCACGUGGCCUCGGAUCAAUGUGGUUGUAGUGAUAGUGUGUGUAGUGGCCAUCAAGACAAGGAUAGCUACUUCGCUGCAGCAAUCUAUGCCGAGCCUGCAGACAUGCAGCUCAUCCUGCGCGGUGGGAUACCCCUGGUCAUCGACCCGAGCCUACAGGAUCUAGUAGCAUCCUCGGUUCCUUCUUCGUCGCCUUCUUCUCCCCUUUCCCACUUCGGUGCCGAGAACAUCAAAGGCCUGGCAACCCCAUGCGAACAAGUCCCCUACUCGGACGGCGCCACCAAAAUCCUCUGCCUAGCUGCCACUACAACGACAACUACUCCCACUACUGCAGCCAAGGCUGCAGACCAGCGGGGACCGGGCGAAGAAAUCGACGACGACAACAAUAACAAUAACGCCAGCUCCGCCGGCACCAAGAGGAAAAGAACGACAACGGCAGCCGCAACAACAACAACUAGCUACGCGCAGCUCAUACGCGAGCGGGCCGCGCAGGGCGUCUAUCCCGCCUUCUUCCCUCGCGGCGUGCUCCCCGAGGACGAGCCGAGCUGUGUUCCCACGCGGUAG
Molecule: messenger RNA, 2094 nt
Organism: Microdochium trichocladiopsis
Lineage: Eukaryota; Fungi; Ascomycota; Sordariomycetes; Xylariales; Microdochiaceae
Exons: 1
Coding region: 1-2094 (697 amino acids)
Molecular function (GO): hydrolase activity, acting on carbon-nitrogen (but not peptide) bonds
Source: RefSeq, a predicted model, not a curated record